Molecule: messenger RNA, 5780 nt
Organism: Cheilinus undulatus (humphead wrasse)
Lineage: Eukaryota; Metazoa; Chordata; Actinopteri; Labriformes; Labridae
Gene: slc16a10
Product: solute carrier family 16 member 10
Exons: 6
Coding region: 201-1676 (491 amino acids)
Biological process (GO): transmembrane transport
Molecular function (GO): monocarboxylic acid transmembrane transporter activity
Source: RefSeq, a predicted model, not a curated record
CAGAAGCAGCUUUACCAGCUCCACUUUAACUACAGACUCCCCUGAAUGGAUAUAACUUUAGCUUAAAUUAACUCAGGCAGCCUUUGUUUUUAGUUUAUCUUAUCCGUCAUUAAAGGCUACAAACCUCCAGAUUUUAAAACACUGCGCUAAAGCACGGCUGUUGGCACAGUUUAACAUAGGCUUUACCUGACUUCACUACAAUGACAGAAGGGAACAAUAUGCCUGACGGAGAUACGGCGGCUAAGGAUGCGGUACCCGCAGAGGAGAAGAAGGAGAACGGGGACACCAAAGUGGCUCCAGCCCAGGAGAAACCCGCGGCUCCAGCUGCGGAGGAGGUCGAGUUUGUGCACCCCGAGGGCGGCUGGGGCUGGCUGGUUAUGCUGGCUGCCAUGUGGUGCAAUGGCUCGGUGUUUGGGAUCCAGAACGCCUUCGGUAUACUUUUCCUGUCCCUCCUCCGGGAGUUCGGCUCCGAGGACGAUGAAGACCUCCGCUUCAGGACAGCAUGGGUGGGCUCCCUCUCCAUGGGCAUGAUCUUCUUCUGUUCCCCCAUCGUCAGCGUCUUCACAGACGUCCUCGGCUGCAGAGUGACUGCGGUUGGCGGUGCUGCUGUCGGCCUGGUCGGCCUAUUGGCCAGCUCCUUUGUAACGUCCCUGGGUCCCAUGUACUUCACUUAUGGCAUCGUGUUUGCCUGCGGCUGCUCUUUUGCCUACCAGCCCAGCCUGGUCAUCCUGGGACACUACUUCAAGAAGCGCCUUGGCCUGGUGAACGGCAUCGUGACUGCUGGCAGCAGCAUCUUCACCAUCACUCUGCCUUUCCUUCUGUCGGGUCUACUGGAAAAGGUGGGCCUCCAGAACACCAUGCGAGUCCUCUGCAUCCUCAUGUUUGUGCUGAUGCUGGCCGGCUUCACCUACAGGCCCCUGCUACCUACUAAACCCACCACCACCCACACCAGCCGGUGUCCACCUAUGAGCCAGAUAUUCAACGUCAACAUCUGGAAAUCUUUGGGAUAUCGUAUCUGGGCCUUUGGUAUCCCAGCAGCCCUUUAUGGCUACUUUGUGCCUUACGUUCACCUGAUGAAACACGUGGAGGAGCGUUUUGGAGUGGACUCCAACAAAGAAGUUCUCCUCAUGUGUAUUGGCAUCACGUCAUGUGUGGGCCGUCUCAUCUUUGGCAGGGUGGCGGACUACGUUAACGGGGUCAACAAAGUCUACCUGCAGGUCUCUUCCUUCUUCGUCAUUGGCCUCAUGUCAAUGAUGAUCCCUCUGUGUAACAUCUUCGGUGGGCUGAUCGCCGUGUGCCUGCUGAUGGGGCUGUUUGACGGCUGCUUCAUCUGCAUCAUGGCUCCCAUCGCCUUCGAGCUGGUCGGGGCCAAAGACGUGUCCCAGGCCAUCGGCUUCCUGCUGGGCCUGAUGUCUGUGCCCAUGACUGUUGGACCGCCCAUUGCAGGCUUCCUGAGGGACAGACUGGGCAGCUACGACGUGGCCUUCUACCUGGCGGGCAUCCCCCCGAUCAUUGGAGGAGCCGUGCUCUGUCUGAUCCCAUGGGUGGAGGCCAGGCGCAAGAAGGCAGAGGUGGAGGCGGCUCAGGGCAAGGACCAGGGCGUGACCGAGAAGAUGAUAGAGAGUGAGAAAGCUCAGGGAGACGCUCCGUCUAAAACAGGAGAGUCUGUCCUCUAAGUGUCCUGCUGAAGAGACUGAAAGACACUCUGGGGGUCAGACUGAGACUUUUGAGGACUGGUUGUGUGUUUUUUAAGCCAAGAUUGUAACGGCUGCCUUCAGUCGAAGCAUGCCUGAAUAUGCCAAAGUGAUGAAACAUAUCAGAUAGAUCCAUAGGCUGAAGUUUAACAUGAAUGUGAUUUAGAAGAACUAUGCAUUCAAAGUGUUUUAAUUAGAAUGAAUGAGCAGUGCAGCGGUCAAACUUGAAGUUUCAGAAGAGAAGGGGGAAACUGCACAUUUUAACACAAGGGAAAGAAGGCAUGCUGUGCUUUUAAAUGCAACUCUUUCAGAUUGCACUCUUAAGGUAGACUACAUCAUUCUUAACAAUCAGUUUUAAAGGCUUUAAAUGUAGAAGUAUGGCAUGAAAAGACCUUGGAGGAUGGUAAUUAAGGUGAGCUGCUGUAGGUUUGAUCAGUAUCUCUUUAUAUUUGUCAUAGUGAGGAUUUAUUCUUAAAGCUGCCAUCUGUCCAUCUCCCCUCACACGUUAACAUCAUCUUUCUUUGUUCCAAAUACUGUAAAUAUGGAGGGUGAUUCAAAGGGACAGUGUGUGAUAUCUGAGGUGCUCUGAGGGAUCAUUGUUAGUGUUGUGAAUCUUCAAGGGAAGCAGCUUUAAGCACAAAGAUUUUACAUCUCAACACCAGCAGCUCCAAAGAAAUCAGAUUUCUCCAGUAACAGCGAGCUCCAGGUUCACUUUGUUGUAAGAGGCUUGGGUUAAUAACAUGGGAAAUAGGUAAAAUCAAAUAGAUAUAAACUAAAACGAUAGAGAUCUUAAAGAGACAGCUGCUUUAUUACCUUAGGAUUUGGGGAAAAUUAGCAUCUAAGGUCUUUUUGUCUAAGUUUAAGUUAUACUAGUGUAUGUUCCUUUAUGUACAACUGCAUCUCAGAUCGGACGAUACUUCGAAUAAUUCUUUGUAUCCUGCACUCUAAAAGUGAAACUUUCUUAUAUCAUUAAUUUAUAAAGUGACAUUUUUUAAGCCUUUUCUUUAGGGAUGUAUGAUAUUAUUGGCACAAUUUAUGCUGAUAUUUACAACCAGUGUUUUGGCUAUGAAUACCGGCAUAUAUGGGCUGAAUCAGGACUUCAGUUUUACGCCUGAACUACAUAUUUAGAUAUGGGCAUUGAUAUCAGGUAAAAUGACUGUGAAUAUUGGCAUAAAUCCAGUGUUGUGCGUCCCUACUUUUUUUGUUCUAACCCUGAUGACUCCAGCUUACAACUCAUGAAAAUCAGAAUCCCAGCGUCCCAGAAUUAUAGGACAAAAAAGCUGUAGAAAGGAGUCCUGCAUGGACUUUAAAAGGGUAUUUUUGAGGUUCUCUUAUGAAUGAGAUCCAUGUAGUCAAAAAAUCUAAAAGAAAAAUAACUCCAAGGCACCCUUUAAACAACUAUGCUCAUGUGUUUUUAGACCCUAGGAACACACAUUUUAGCAUCAAGUGUGAGGAUACCAACCAGACAGAUGUUAGGAACCAGUAGCUUUUUUACAGUAGUACAACACCUAAAAGGUACUAUGACAGCAGCAGAUAAAAAUACUGGUCUUUAUCUGCUGCUGUCAUAGUUUUUAUGCAACUCUUUCAUACCUCCAGUGUCCUGCUAACAACAUUUAUGCCAGUUCCUAUAGAUGCAGUACCACUUUAGAAGAGGCUACUGUUUCCUGGCAUCUGAUUUUUUGACUUCCUGAUGAAGACUUGAUGCUGAAACAUGACAAUGCCCUGGAAUCAAAGGCAUUUUAAGUGUGAAAAUACAGUGCCUUGGUGCUUUUGUGAUAAUUGCUUAUUUAAGCCUAAUCAAACAAGGGUUUUUGAUACUGAAAUGUCAACCCUUUGAGAAGUACGUUUAUAUGCACUCAGUUCUUGGUCAGGGCUCUUUUUGCACAGCUUAUGGCACUGUUAUGAACCGCUUUGGUAGCGCUGUUUUUAAGAUGGAGAUGUGAGACAGCAGAGUCAACACUACAGACGAGCUGAAGGCUGCAGUCAGAGCAACCUAGCUUCAUAACACCCCAGCAGUGCCACAAGCUGAUCAACUCCAUAACAUCCUGCUCUGAUGCAGUAAUUAUGCCAAAGGACCGAGCUAAACCGGCGCACAGAGAUCUUUCUUCAUUGCCGGAUAUGUACAUUGUAAUCAUCAAAAUUCAACCAGAAAAAGGCUGAAAUAUUUCACUUUAUGAAUCAAAAAUAAAUGAAAGUUUCACAUUUCUGUUUAACUUAAAGGAUAUUCCAUGAUAUCCAUGAGUUUUUUUAGAUGAACCUGUGCACAGGUAGUCAGUAGUGUUCGUUUGCCUGAUGGCCCUGUGCAGCGCUGAUGCUGCUGUGACUGAACUGUGACUCGUUCAUGUUUUAAUCGAAUCCUGUGAAACCUCAGCAGUGUCUGACAUUCAUAUCUACAAAGACUGACUUACACAUUUUGGAGCUUAUCGGUAUCUUGACAAAAGUCUGACAAAAAAAAAAAACUUUCUCUGUCUUAAAAAUGGCUUCAGCCUUAAGCUCAGCUGAGCUUAACUGGUCUGCACUGGUGAGGAGUCUGUCACAGAUAUGUCAGAAUAAGUUGUCCAGUCAAUGUGAAAACAUGAAAAUGAAUCCAGAAUGGUAGCUUUAGUUAAUUUAGAGAUAGUGACUUUGUCGCGUUUCCCACAGUUUAUCAUCCUAAUGAACAAGAGCACACCUGCUUUUAGUUCUCAUCAUUAACAUGCCUUAAUCAGAAAUAUUGAAACUUUGUGUUUGUGCCUCUUAUAGACAUCAGUAUUGACAUUAAGCAGUAUUUUUAAACAUCCAGAGGUGCUUUUUUGUAUUUUGCUUCCCUGUGUCUGCUUGAAUAUCACCAAACCUGUGUUUAAAAUCUCAUCCACCUCCUGGUUUAGAUAGAUAUAGGAUAUUUGUCAAGCAGCUGUCUCAGUCUAAGUCCUAAAACAACCAUUUCAAGAACAGACCUUCUGCUAUGAUGGAUGAAUUUAUAAAUGGACCAAAGAUACUGGUGCAUACAUGCUUCAUAAAGAGACUCUUACACAUUGACCUACAGUAUCUUAUCCACUCUUUUAAACAGAGCUGAGGACAUAACACUGAGUAAUCAUCGACUAUCAGUGGGGUUAAAUUUUAACUCUGUGCCCAGUUCAUUCACUUGUUUCAUGUUGUCAUAUUGUAUUUAUUUUGUCGUUUUUGUGUCAUGCUGUAAUCGACGGGCAUUUGGCUAAAGACAGAUUUAAUUUAGACCAAACAAAAAGUGCUGAAAUGAAAAUGGCUGAAAGUGUCUUAAUCAUGUUUCCUGCUCUCAUCCGUCAGAGAACGUGUCAUCUGAACAUGUUUGGAAGUUUGCUCUCUGUAAACUCUUUUGGGAAUCGCCAUGUUUCCAAUGAUGUUUCCCCUGCAGACAUGUGACACUCUACCUCAGAUGCCCCCGUCUGGACCGUCACGCCGCCCCAGCAGAGGCCCGUUAACAGAGCGCUGUGACGGAGAAACACAAAUAAACAGAAACGUCUAACAAAGCAACUGAGCUGACCCCGCUGUGCUUUUUAAUUACAAGUGCCUUUUUAAUGCAACUGUGACAAACGUCAACAGCGUUUACAUAUCUUCUCCUCUCUUAAUAUGAAAUCUUUAUGAUUAAAUAAACAUCUUUUUAAUCUUUUUUACUGCAUGACUUUUAGUUUACAUAGAGACUGUUUUUCUUCUUCACCAAUGAGAGCCUUCAGUAAUUUCUGGACAAGGAAAUUACUUCAUUUGUACCUCUGAAUUUUGAUUGUAGACCUCUUCGCUUUGGUAUUUCAAGGUUUCAUUGUGCUAAUCAUUUCCUCUUUUACUAAUAUCAUUCAAUUUUUGCCUUUUACUUGUUUCUUUAAAUGAGCUGUGACAUCCAAAGAGACAUUUGGGGGGAAAAGGCUAAAAUAUUGCAUGAUUUGUUUUCUUUUAUUUGAGGCAAAGUGUCUUAAUUUCUAUGUCAUCAUAUGCUGCACGUGGCAAACAGGAUGCCUCUGUUUAAAGCAUUUUAUUGUUAAUUUGGUGUUUUUGCCUUCAUUUAUAAAAUCUGUGUAAAUGUAAACAUUUUGUUUUUGCUGCAAGUUCAGAUAAAGAUUUACUUCUGUAAAA